Messenger RNA from Carya illinoinensis, 1236 nucleotides. RefSeq names its product auxin-responsive protein IAA16-like. Gene Ontology annotation, cellular component: nucleus. The record is from RefSeq and is a predicted model, not a curated record. Gene Ontology annotation, molecular function: protein binding. Gene Ontology annotation, biological process: regulation of DNA-templated transcription. NCBI's taxonomy places the organism in Eukaryota, Viridiplantae, Streptophyta, Magnoliopsida, Fagales, Juglandaceae. Bases 189 to 926 code for a protein of 245 amino acids. The transcript is spliced from 5 exons.
GCCUUUCUUCCAAAGCCUUUCAUAUUUCCAUACUUUCACGUACACCCACUCUACCAACAUUAUUAGCAACGGAGAGCAACUUGAACUAGAAAGAGAAAAAAUAACAAAGAAAAGAAAGAUUGCAGAGACAAAGAACACGUACGAUUAAUACUGAGGGAGGUGUUCAGAGGUGAAAACAGUACUGCAGAAUGAGUUGCGUUUCGGACGCAGUGGAGAGUGACAAGUAUUACAGCAUGAUUAAUUUUGAAGAGACUGAAUUACGUCUGGGAUUACCCGGCGCCAGCGCCGGAGGUGGAAAUAAUGAUGGUGAGGCGGCUAGGAAGAGAGGGUUUUCAGAAACAGUUGAUUUGAAGCUUAAUCUUUCCUCCAAAGACUCGGCCAAGAACGAAGUUGAUCAAAAGAUGAUGAAGGAGAUCAAGAUGAGCCCUGUACCUGCUUCUAAUGAUCCUGCAAAGCCCCCAUCAAAGGCACAAGUUGUGGGCUGGCCACCUGUCCGAUCAUUCCGAAAGAACAUCGGCCAGAAGAAUGGUAAAGAUGAAGCCGCCAAGGGCGGUAGCAUUAGUGCAGCCUUUGUUAAGGUUAGCAUGGAUGGAGCACCAUAUCUACGCAAGGUAGACUUGAAGUUGUACAAAAGCUACCAGGAACUUUCUGUUGCCUUGGGCAAAAUGUUCAGUUCCUUUACCAUUGGAAAUUGUGGGUCACAAGGAAUAUUAAAGGAUUUCAUGAACGAGAGCAAAUUGAUAGACCUGUUGAAUGGUUCUGAGUACGUGCCCGCUUACGAAGACAAGGAUGGUGAUUGGAUGCUUGUAGGAGAUGUGCCAUGGGAGAUGUUUGUUGAUUCAUGCAAGCGCUUGCGGAUAAUGAAAGGAUCCGAAGCCAUUGGACUUGCACCGAGGGCGGUGGAGAAAUGCAAGAACAGAAGCUGAAGCAAUGUGUUUGAAAUCUACCAAUGCAGCUCGAAGUUUCGAUGUGUUUGUAGCAUUUUCUUUUUCUUCUUCUUUCCUAAUAUAUAUAUAUAUAUAUGAUGAUGACAUCGAGAGGUAUUCGAGAAUUGUUAAUUAGGAACAUGAAGCAAUAAUAUACAUAAAAGAUGUUCACAUAUGUAUAAGAUCGAAGUUGCUGAUCUUGUUCAUCAUGUGUAAGUUUGUUUAAUUAUUAGUACGUACGGUCAAUGCAUGCAUGGCUUGUCUAACUAUUAUAUAUACAAUAUUAAUGUUAAUUUUCUUGUUUUCAUGA